AUGGCGGCUGCAUCCCACACGUACCCAGGCGUACCUUAUCCGAUGUCUUUGAAUUCACAACUACGCUGCAUUUUAACGUCUGUGUCGCAAGACCGACAGUUCCGACCAUUACCGCAAGCAUCACAACAGUUCAGAGUGUCGAAAAUGACGUGUUCUAAUUGCUACCUUUGGCUACCAGCAAUCGUAUUACUGUUCGAGUUUACCAGUAGUGUUCCAGCGAAUUUUCCUCCAGUAUCACCAUGUCCCGCGCUAUUUACCUACCGGUACGACACCAACCAGACUCAGUACUAUGGAUUAGUGAAUCUUCAAACGCAACCGCUAAAGAACACCGCGGAGGUGCAAAUCUCAUUCUCGGUUGCCGCCCAGCUGCCAUCGGAUUACGUCGGAUCUAUUGAAGCCAUCGGCGAGAACAGACAACUGAUCGACCAAAUAGCAACCGGUCAUGGCGUCAGCUAUCGUGUGAAUCUCCCGCUACAAGAUCCUUUGCCAAAGCUGACUAAGCUUAGUCUCAAUGGAAGAGUCCUGUGCAAUGGUCCCUCAGAAAAAGCAGACUUCGUUACCGAGGUAAAUCUUCGUCACUUCCUACAAACCGGCUCCAACGUGCAAGGAUUGGACAAGAACAAGCUGAACACUCUACUCGCCAACAGAAACAGUGCUGUUGACAAACAGUUGUCCGCAGAUGUUCUGACCCGGCUGAAGGAGGUAGGAAAACGCGAUAUGAAUCACAAUGUUGAGCAGAGCGCACAGAGUAUCGGUCCUAAUGGAAAUGUUACUUCUUACAAGCUUAUCACUGAGAUUGUUACGUACAGGGAGUACGUUUCGGUGCCAUGAUCUUUACACCCACGAUUUCGAGUAUAUUUAUACAAAGUGGCUUCAAUUUAUAUUAAAACUGGUUCGUGAGAAUCGGUACGAUGUUGCACAAAUGUUAUCAAUGUU
Molecule: messenger RNA, 936 nt
Organism: Toxorhynchites rutilus septentrionalis
Lineage: Eukaryota; Metazoa; Arthropoda; Insecta; Diptera; Culicidae
Exons: 3
Coding region: 1-831 (276 amino acids)
Source: RefSeq, a predicted model, not a curated record